AUGAUUGAAUGGAAUGAAAGUGCAAUUUCAGAAGCUGCAAAUAACAAUUCUGGAAAUUAUGAAACUAAUUUCUUACAUUUCAAACAUUUUCUUGAAGAUUAAUGUGUUUUCUUAAAAAAUAAUUAUGAUCUUGCAAUUAAAAUAAUUGAUUAUUUGGAUAGUAAAAAACUAAUUGUUGGUUAUAUAAAAAAUUCAGAGGCUUAAUUAUAAACUGAUGAUAAAGCAAGAAGCACAACAAAUAUCCAAAAUACAAUUAAAAAUAUCAGAAAAGAUAUAUAUCGUUUUAGAAAAGAACUCAAAGAUAUAAUGGCUAUCUGUGCAGAAGCAGAAACACCAUUAAUACUUAAUGAAAUUGGAAAUCUCAAAAUAGAAAUUUUAGAGAGAUACAAUUAAUUAGUUAAUGAUAUUAUACCAGGCAUUUUAUUUGAUGAUAUUUCAAUUGAAAUAGUUCAAAACUAUUAUAUUAAUUAAUCUAAUGCUUAAUCUGAUGAAGUUAAUCAUUUUAAUUUAAUUAAAUCAUAUGUGUUAUCACCAUUUAUUCCACGAUUUAGAGCAUAUGUUUAUUAAAUUUAUGAAAUUGCUCAAUCAGAAUUCAAUUAGACUUAGUAAUUAAAUAUUAUAUUCAUAGAAAUCUAUUAAAUAAAUUACAACAAAUUGGUAAAACAGCCAGCAAUCAAUAAAAUUAAUCAGUUUAAUUAUACUAUGAUUUACCUUAUUUAAUUGAUUCAUAUAAAGUAAAUCUCAAUUAAUAAUGUUCUUUAUUACCAACAACUCUAUAAGAUGAUAAGGAUUAUUGGAAUUAUUAUCAAUCAAAUGUUUAAUUGAAAGAGAAAAUUAAUAAUGAAUUAAUUAAUAUUAAAGUUAAAAAUGAAUAAGAAUAAUAAGAAAAAAGUUGUCUUUAAAUAGAAUUUAAUUAAUUAGUUGAAUAAUAAGAUUAUUUUCAUAAACUAUUUCUUUUUCAAAAAUAAAUUCCUAUCCUUAUAGAUUAAUUAAAAGAUAUAAAUUAAGAGAAAGAUAAAAUGUGGAAAGAAUUACCAGAACAUAAAGUAAUUUAAUAAGAAAGAUUAUCAUAAAUGCUUUAAACAUGUAUUAACAUAAGUAAAAGUAUCAAUGAUUAAUUUCCUCAUGGUAGGAUUCCAUUUAAAUUUUAAUAAGUUUCAAUGACAGCUGAUAAUUUAGCUAAAUAGAUUUAAGAUCUUAUGAAUUUCAAUUGUCAUUAAAAUUAAUAAAAUUAUGUUAAUAAUCCAAGUCUUCCAGAUAGAAUAAAAGAAUUAAUGAAAUGGGAAUAUAAUGGAGAAUCAAUUGAAUAAGCUUAAGGUGAAAAUGCAGAAAUCAACAGUUAUCUUACAUAAAUAUUUGAAUUUAAUUCAAUUACAAAUGUAUUACAAAUAUUCAUUUAUAUUUUUAGAAACCUCCUUAAAUUGAAGGUGAAUUAAAUUAAUAACUUGAGUAAUGUAACCCUGAUAAUAUUAAUGAAAUGAUGGAAUUAAAUGAAAAUUAUAAUAUAUGGAAGAAUAUGUAAGCUGCAGGAAUGUUCUUAAAUGAAGAAUAUUUAUAUACAACUCUAAAAGAUUCAGAAGGAUUACCUUAAUAUGCAAAGAAAUUAUAACAUCUCAAGACAUUCUUCUCUAUAAAUUAGUAAAUGUAAUAUGUUGGAUAUAUUACAGAUGUUCUAAGUUUAAUUUAAUUGGUUUAAACUAAAUAAUUAGAUCAAGCUAAAUUAUUCAUUUAAUAAUCAAAAAAUAUUCCAAGAAUUUAUAAAUAGAAUUUAUUAUAAGCACUAUGUUGA
Messenger RNA from Paramecium primaurelia, 1789 nucleotides. Lineage: Eukaryota; Ciliophora; Oligohymenophorea; Peniculida; Parameciidae. The record is from the annotation of a GenBank genome assembly.